UAUAUUCCAUUAUUCAACGUACGGUCACACUGAUGUAGUGUUGCUUGCGCGUUUUUUGUGUUUUAGCAAAUUUAUUUUAUUUUAAACAUAAAAAGCGAUCCUUUGAAAUAACGAAACAUGUUUUAUCACAUUUCACUUGAGCACGAGAUUUUACUGCAUCCGCGUUACUUCGGCCCUCAACUGCUGGAGACAGUGAAGCAGAAACUUUAUUCGGAGGUGGAGGGCACAUGUACCGGCAAAUACGGUUUUGUGAUAGCUGUGACAACGAUAGAUCAAAUCGGAUCUGGUGUAAUACAGCCUGGUCAAGGCUUUGUGGUAUACCCGGUAAAAUACAAGGCUAUAGUCUUUCGGCCUUUCAAGGGGGAAGUGUUGGACGCUGUGGUUAAACAGAUAAACAAAGUUGGCAUGUUUGCCGAAAUUGGACCGUUGUCUUGCUUCAUAUCUCAUCAUUCUAUUCCAGCGGAUAUGCAAUUUUGUCCCAAUGGCAAUCCGCCCUGUUACAAGUCCAAGGACGAAGAUGUGGUUAUCUCCGGCGAAGACAAAAUCCGGCUUAAGAUUGUUGGUACUCGAGUGGACGCAACUGGCAUUUUUGCCAUUGGAACUUUAAUGGAUGAUUACUUGGGAUUGGUCUGUAAUUAGAGAGGAACGCCUCAGGAAAAAAUCAAUAAAAUCGCUACUCUUUA
Messenger RNA from Drosophila albomicans, 683 nucleotides. RefSeq names its product DNA-directed RNA polymerase II subunit RPB7 (gene Rpb7). Bases 118 to 639 code for a protein of 173 amino acids. Gene Ontology annotation, biological process: positive regulation of translational initiation; positive regulation of nuclear-transcribed mRNA poly(A) tail shortening; transcription initiation at RNA polymerase II promoter. Gene Ontology annotation, cellular component: P-body; RNA polymerase II, core complex. NCBI's taxonomy places the organism in Eukaryota, Metazoa, Arthropoda, Insecta, Diptera, Drosophilidae. The transcript is spliced from 4 exons. Gene Ontology annotation, molecular function: single-stranded RNA binding; translation initiation factor binding; single-stranded DNA binding. The record is from RefSeq and is a predicted model, not a curated record.